This is a messenger RNA of Tachysurus fulvidraco (yellow catfish), 7406 nucleotides long. It is a transcript of the gene spg11, whose product is annotated as SPG11 vesicle trafficking associated, spatacsin. Gene Ontology annotation, biological process: synaptic vesicle transport; axon extension; axo-dendritic transport. NCBI's taxonomy places the organism in Eukaryota, Metazoa, Chordata, Actinopteri, Siluriformes, Bagridae. Gene Ontology annotation, cellular component: cytoplasm; dendrite; synapse. The coding region runs from base 144 to 7271 and encodes 2375 amino acids. The record is from RefSeq and is a predicted model, not a curated record. The transcript has 41 exons.
GGUGUUUUUUCUGUUUACUAAACACCUGAUUGUUGUUUUGUGAGUUCCCUUUAAACCAGGGUUUAGUUUAGAUCAGAUCAGAUCAGCCAUUGCUCAGUCUAUGCAGAUGUGUGUGUGUGUGUGUGUGUUAUAAACCUUACACCAUGUUUAGUAGGUCUGAUGCAUUAGAAGUGGCUCUUGUGCCUGAUAGUGGUUUAUGUUCCCCUGUGGAGCUCACUGUUAAAGCCAGAGGAGCUGCUGGAGGAUCACUGCUCUGCUGUCUGAAUGUUGAUGGCAAGCUGAUGAUCUGUGAUGUUUGUGAACCUGGUGCUCCAGUUCAUCUGCCUGAAGACUCUUACACAGACUUUCUCUGGGAGGUGAUCACUGAGCAGAACAAAGUAUACAAGCCCAGACUCCUGACUCUGAGACCAGUCUGUGAUCUUCGACUUCAUGAGAUCGAUUCAGACAGACAGGUGACAUCGGUGGCCGAGUGCGCUACAGACCGACUCCUGCAGCUUGUCAAUAAGGACUCAAAUGGGAGUAAACUGGCCUCUAUAAAACUACUGUCGUUCACUGAUGGUCUCUGUCACCUCCUACUGAAUGGAUGUGUCCUGGUACAUCUUCGGUGGCACGAGGGUUCUUCUGAGCCAGAGCUUCUGACUUCCUGUGUCCUCAAUCUGCCUUCUGAAUCUCAGGAAAUGUUCACAGACUACCAGCUCUGCAAAGGCAUUCUGUUCGUGCUGACGGGCCCCGGAUUCAUAUAUGUCUUUGACAGUGCAGAUGGGAAGCACGUUGCUACAGUGGAUCUUCCUGCUUACUACGUGUCAGGACAGCGAGACGCAGAGCCGGUCGAAUCUCUGUCUUCAUUCUGCCUUCUCCACAUCUCACCGGACCUCAGCACGGUCGUGGCCGUGACGAGACGAAACCAAGCCCUGGCUGUCGAUCUCAAUGAUUAUUUCAGGAUUUACACAAACCAUUUGCACUCUCAGCCGGACUCCAGACCUCUUGCUCUUAUACCCACAAAGCCUUGCGAUCAGGACAGCAUUAACAGCUCAGCUUACAGUCAGUCUGUACUAGGAACCCACUUCCAAAGUGAUCAGUCAUGGGAGGCAAGGCUGGCAUUGCUCUAUAAACAAGCAAAAGCUCCAGCUCCUUUAGCUCCAAGGCUUCCGUGGUACAAAGACCUCCCUCGCUCCGAAUGCCGCCAAGCCGCUGUCACCGCGAAGCUCGGUCGGUCCACUCUACCACCAGGAGGUGCUGUUAUGUCGUUCUCUCUGCCCGAACGGACCGCGCUGACCCUGUUGAACGUCUCCGAAUGUUCGGCGGUGCUCAGUUUUACCUCACCUGGUAACCGUAGCACAUCCCUGGUCUACUGGGACCUCGAGACUCUGAGCGUUAUGUAUCAUCACAUUGAUGUGCCAGCCUUACCCGUCUGCUGGUCAGAAGAGGAACACCUUUCUUUGAUACUAAAAGCAUCCGGCAUGUCUCUGGUGCUGUUCAAGGUGUCUCAGGAGGAACUGCUGAACAGACUGAUGGUGUUCGGAAGUGCCGGGAUGGUGGACUCGCUGUGCCAUCUUAAUGCUUGGGGACGCUGUUCGAUGCCCAUCCAUUCCUUGCAGGCAGGACUAAAGAACCGGCAACUGGACAUGGUAGAUUUCUUCCUGAAGAGUAAGGAGAAUAUUCUCUGCCCAACCACGAGCUACAGCCUUCCUGAGCAGACAUCCACCUCCACACAGAUGCAGCUGAACAACGUUCAGGACCUGCGUCCAGCAUUGGAUCUGCUUCAGAGUGCGAUCAGAGACACGUACGCCGAGGCUCAGAGUCGACAGUUCUGUGAACAGCUGCUCAGCAUCACUCUAAACUUCCUCAACACACAAAUCCGAGCCAUCCUAACCAACACUCCAGAGUUGGAUGCUAACUUGCACGAGUGUGUGAAGAUCUUGAACUGUUAUAUCUCUGAACUACGUACCUAUCUGAGGAAGUACCCGUGGUCGGAGGGGGUCGAGAGUCUGACUCCUGCGUCAGACGCUCUUCCUGGUACGGCCAUCGAGGAUGAGUUUGAAAUGCGCUCUGUUCAGGAGAUCGUCCGGUGUGCGGUGUUAAGCCGGGAGCUCCCACGUGCGCAGGCAUAUCUGCGCAGACGCAAUUGUCCAGAGCAGAAGUUGGAGGAACUGAGGAACACCGGCUUGAGACUAGCUUUCACCUGUCUCACACAGCGAGACCUGGAGCAGGCCACGACACUGUUCACUAACAUGGGAUUUAAUGUGAAAGAGCAGCUUUACAAUAUUUGCGUUUUCACGGCUGAUCGGGAGCUCAGGGCCUUUAUGGUGGAAGUGUUGCAAAGACUUAAUCAUCUGUCGAGCGAGGACCUGCAAAGAGUGGAGUUCAUUAAACAGAUUGAACAUUUGUGCUCCAGACCAGCAACGAGAUGCUCUAAGCCUUUCGACCAGAAGAGGGUUGUUCAAAAAAGACCGUUGGAAGCCGAGGGCAGAAACCUGCUACAGGGGAUACUUCACGACCCUUCGUCUUGCUCCGUCCAGUCUCUGAUCGGCUCGGUACGCUUGGACUGGGUCAGGCUCUGGGAUAACGAGACACAACAAUCUGUGCUGCUCUCCCGACUCCCAGACCACCUGUUGGAUUCCUGCGAUCCAGCUGUGCUGUGGUCUUACCUCACCUCCCUACAUGACCAGGACAGAGUUACCACAUGGCUGACGCAAGGCCGCGAGAGCGCUGCUGCCUCCAAGUGGCCGGCUCUCAGCGCUGCCGUUGUGGAUGGAAACACUCACUGUAGUGAUUAUAUGAAAGACCAAAUCCUGGACAUGCUCGCCAGACAAGAGAUGUUCGUGCAGUCCGAGAUGUCCGACUUUGAGCAGUUGUUGUGGAGGUUAGGUCAAGCCAGAGGUGUCAUGCGAGACAUCGACCGCCCUCCUGUCCCACACUUCUGUACCUCCAAAGGACAAGACUUCCACACAUGCUUUAUUCAGCAUUGUCUGGAGAACAACCUACAUUAUCUGCUCUAUACCUACCUGCAGCAUUACAGGUUGACUCCCAGUAACUGCCCUGCAGUCGGAGACAGAGGAUUGUAUGAGAGUUACCCCUGGUUUGAGAUGAUGGUCAAACUGCAGAGCAUUACACAAGAUCUCAAAAAUCCAGAGCGAGUGUUCCAGGCGAGUCUGACGAGUGCUCAGGUGCUGUUACCUGGCAGUCGGGCCAGUGUUAGCAGCAUGUUGCUGGAGGGUCACAGCCUUCUUGCUCUCUCCACUAUAAUGUUUGCGCCUGGGGGCAUCGAUGGGGUGGUGAAAGAGGGCGAUAAAUGUCAGGACGUCCUCUCUAGAGUGGACCCACAGCUCCUCAGGAUGGCUCUGAGUGCAUAUCCCAAACUCAAAGCGGCUCUUUUCCCCCAGACCGGCCCAAGAGUUCCCUCAGUUUGUGACGUAUCUAUUUACCACCUCAUGCAGUCAUUGCAUCCGCUGGAUCCGUCCAGACUUUUUGGGUGGCAGUCUGCUAACACGUUAUGCACUGCAGAAACAUCAGCAGAGCUUCCUCAUUUCUCCAGCCCCCACCUAGUUAAUAAGUACGCACUCAUUGAGAACCUGGACUUUUUAUACUAUCUCCAACACGGCAGACCUUCCUUCGCUUAUGGAAUUUUCGUUAUUCAGCAUCUGGCCGAUUCCAGCAGCGUCAAGCUACAGCUGAGUUUGGCUGUGGAACAAACGUACACGCUGGGACUCCUGAAUUUCAGCUCUCCAUCUAUAACUGCAGCGUGUGUAUGUUUCUGUGAGUUAUUGGGUGUUUGCAGUCUGAAAUUAAGGGUGGACCUGAAGGCUCUCAAUCUCAUCCUCAAGCUCUGGAGCCAGAACUGUGAAGAAAGCGGCGUGUCCUCACUUAAACAGUCCCUGGUGGACAAGGUAAAUAAGGUGGUAGCAUCUGAGAGACAGACUCUAGAGGAAAUACUGUUGCAUCUGGAAGGAGCAGUGAGGGAUGCGGUGGAGAACAGGGGCAUCGGCAGGGCUUCCUAUGAGGCAGGACAAGAGUGGGCGCUCCCUGUUCAGUUUUGCCACCUACAUGAUUUACCCCUGAGUACCCAGUACCUGCAGGUCUGUGCCACCGAUGGCCAAUGGCUUAACUUCCUGCUGUUCGUACAGAUCCACAACUACCCUCCACAACAGGUGAGAUAUGUAGCAGCCCAAUUCAGCCCAGGUCUCAAGGCUCACCUUUUCCUGGCCUUCCAGGACCUUCAGCUUGUGCACUCUCAACAAGUUGUGAAAAGCCCAAGAGACUCCAUGUGCUCACUGAUGAAAGAGGAAAGCUCAGAAGGCUCCAAGGAUCUGUUCCAGGUCCUGUUCCAGAGUCAGGAGCAGCCUAGCCCCUGGCAGUACCUGCUGGCUAAAGCCUUUACACUGCAUUGUCCACCACUUACAGUGCUUGCUGCUUGUCACCAGGAGGCCGAGCUACUACAGUGCCUGUGUGUAUGGAUCCUGACUUCCGUCGACGACGACGUCGCCCAGGAAGCCACCUCUCACUUGAUGGAAAGUCCUGGCCACCACACUUGGAACCUUCAUGACCUGUCAAUCCUAUGGAAGACCCUCCUACAGAAGUGCAAGAUCAGACCUCUGAUUCGUGGCUUCCAGCUGUUUCAAAGGGAAUCUCCCCUCAUCCACAUGCUGCAGAUGUAUGAGCUCUGUUACGACUACAAAAACUAUCGAGGGGCUAAAGACAAGUUAAAGGAGUUCCAGAAAUGUCUGCUUAAACUGAGGAGCAGCGGUAGCGUCCUGGGAUCGGAGUGUUUCCCAGUUCAGUGGGUGGAAGCCCAGGCCUCAGUGCUGCUCCUCACAUUGUUACAGCAAUGCAGCACACAGUAUGAGCUGUGCAGGCUGCUGCAGCUACUAUCUGAUAUGGAGCAUAUGCUUAAAUCUAACGGGCCUGACUUUAAAAAGCUGAGCCAGUUGAGCCAAAUCCUGGCUGAUACCCCCGUGCCUCUGUCCCCAUGCCUUCUGGAGAACUAUACCACUAAGAACCUGCAGAGGGAGUGCCAGAGAAUGCUGGAGGAACUGCAGGACCUUGCUCUAUUCUGUCAGGCUAGGAAAGUGGCUGAGCUGGCAGGGCUGCCUAGUGACCGCCUGAUAAUAAAUGAGCUGUUGAGGGAUCUAAAGCUGUUGAAGGCAACACGUCAGUGGGAAAGACAGGAGACGCGUCUGGCCUUCUGGACGAAAUGUCAGGAGCAGUUUAAGGCGGACUGCAUUGGAGCAGAGUCGGCCUGCCAGUUUUUUCUGUCCCAAGCAGAGUGUCCUUUUCAGAGAGACACAGACCUACUUCAGAUACAGGAGCGAUGCCUUCUGCUGGCUUUAGCUGCUCAUUGGCUUUGCCAGCGCUGCCCCCCUGCACUGGAACGUUUAGCCGAGCUGGAGAAGCGGCAGUGGGAAUGGCGAAUCCGCCGGAUGGUCCUCACCACAGCCCUGGAGCAGCAGAGCUUGUUCACUCCAGCGACUGGACCGGAUGCCUUCGACGCCCUCCUCAAAGAAUACUCCUUUUCCAAAAUGGCCAUCUUGGAUGAUCAAGCAUAUCUGAACAUUGACAGUCUACCAACGACAGAGGAGAUUUGCUCGCUAGAAGAGGAGGACCGGAAGGCACUGUCCACUCUUAUUGGUCAACUGUUGGACGAGGGAAGCGUUCACGAAGCGAGUCGAGUGUGUCGAUAUUUUGAGCUGAUGCACAGAGAUGUAUGGCUGGUGUUACAGUGCCGGGGUUUGGCCUGUGGAGAAAUCCAGCCGGGACUGCAGGACCUUCUCGGCUCUGACCAAGAGUACAGGAGAAGCUUGCCUACCUGCUCCAGCACAGGAAGCCUGUCCUCUUUUGUGGUGGUUUCCUCACCUGAAGACCAGGUUCUCUCCCAGCUUCAGCUCUUAGUAGACCAGUGCCAUCAUGGCAAGAGCUACUGCAAGCAGGUCCUUAGUCUCUACGAGCUCUCCAAGGAGCUGCGUUGUUCCUACCGUGAGAUCUCCUCUGAGGAGCCAGAGGUUGUGCUACGGAAAGUUCUCUUGUCCCAGCAGCCUGAACGCUUCAAGAAAGCACAGGCUUUUAUUAGUGUGCAGGGCUUACAGCCUGACUCUGUAGCUCAGCUCAUUACCUCCACAGUGUUGGAUGGAUUACAGGCCUCCUCACAGGACAGAGAGACUGCAGAGAGGCUUAUAUACAGUCCUUCUGAAGGUAAAGACGCCUUCUUGCAACUGGCUAAACUGUGUGGUGACCCCAACUUGGUGGGCAUCAAGUUACUGGACAUCAUCCCUACAGUCUCGCUGCAGGAACUGAGAUGCACUGUGGAGCUGCUUAUCCUGGCACAUGACUGCUUCAGUCUCACCUGUAACAUGGAGGGCAUCGUCAAGGUCUUACAAGCAGCCAGACACCUCAGCCACACACACCUGGCCCAUGGGGAGAGAUACGGACUGCUGGUCCGAUUAUUGACCGGUAUCGGGAGAUACAACGAAAUGACGUACGUCUUUGACCUUCUGAACCAGAACCAUCGUUUUGAGAUGCUGCUGAGAAAGAAAGUGGAGUCGAACACCAGAUUAAAGACCGCACUACUGGAUUACAUUAAGCGCUGUCUGCCGGGUGACAGUGAAAAAUACAACAUGGUGGCUCUUUGUUUUAGCAUGCGCAGAGAGAUCGGGGAGAAUCACGAAGGAGCUGCAAGGACACAGCUGAAACUUAUCGAGUCUCAGCCAUGGGCUGUUACCCCGGAGCUCAAAACUGGCUUAGAGAAGGUCCUGUUCUUGCUGAAAGAUGCUGCAGAAAGUUAUUCAAAGGACUCCUGUAUGCGACAGGCAUUGAGGUGUGUAAAAAUGGCCAAACUCGUCGCUCUGCAGCUUCACUUCCUCAGUCACGGACAGGACCUUCGUGUGGUGAACCUCCGGCCAUCAGAACUACUCAGUGCCGUGAUGUCUCUCCCACGGUGUUAUCAGACGUUUAUAGUCGCCGAAGCGUACGAUCACAGUCCGGACUGGGCCGAGAUUCUUUAUCAGAAGGUGAUUCUGAAAGGUGAUUUUUCUUACCUGGAAGAGUUUAAGCUGCAAAGACAACUUCCUGUCAGCCUGUUUGAAGAAAUCUCUAAAAAGCUGAUCGUUAACAAGCCGCCGAACGCCGUGAGUCAGAACCUGAAGAAGCUGCUGCAGAAUUGUGAAAAUGUCUACACCCACUACAAACUGGCCUACGAUCAUAACUUCCGCGAUGUCGCCAACACUCUUCUACAGGACUCCAAAACGAGCAGUUACCUUAACGACCGACUGAGCAGCUGAUUCACUUCAUCUCAACCAAACUUCAGCAGUAUUUUUUCAGCCUUAAUAUAACUUUAUGAAUGAAUUAUAUAAUAUUAUGGAUCUGAAGAUAAAUGUACAUGUGUAUAAGUGAUUAAAUCUAACGUCGCUCAUUUA